Molecule: messenger RNA, 846 nt
Organism: Cetraspora pellucida
Lineage: Eukaryota; Fungi; Glomeromycota; Glomeromycetes; Diversisporales; Gigasporaceae
Source: the annotation of a GenBank genome assembly
UUAUCAUGGAAAUCACGAUUUUCUUUACCAAAUCGAACAUAUAUACCUCGUGCGGGAUUAUAUAAUAGACCAAUUGUUAAACCUAUUUUAUUUGCAUCCUUCACGUCGGGCACAACUUUCGCAAUUGCCUUGACUUAUUCCGAAUAUAAACGAAGAAUUUACAGUAGAACUCCAAUAGAACAAUAUAAUAGCAUGGAGACAUCUAUCAUUCCGAACUGGGCCCAAAGAGCAUUUGGCCAACGAUUGAGAAAGUUACAGAAUUCGGACAUUUAUAUAGAACUUGAAAGGAACGUAGCGCUUAUAACGAGACGAUGGCGUUCAUUAAGUGAUAGCGAUAAAACGUUAUUAGCGUUGAUUGGGAUCAAUGCUAUAAUCUUUGGAAUGUGGCAAUUAACACCAUUUCAACAUUUAAUGGAAAAAUAUUUUAUUCAUCAUCCAUUAUCUGGUCGAAUGUUUACGUUACUGACAUCAGUUUUUAGUCACAAAGAGGCAUGGCAUUUUAGUUUUAACAUGAUUGCAUUAUGGUCUUUCGGUGGAGUAGUUUAUAGAAUGUUAGGUAAAGAACAAUUUCUCGCAUUUUACAUCAGUUCAGGAAUAACAUCAUCAUGCGCGUGUGCCAUGGAAUAUCCAGAGGCAUCGGUAUAUUUGAUAUUUCUUCCAUUCUUUCCUAUAAAACUUGGUUAUGCACUUCCAGCGCUUAUGGCUUUUGAUUUAUUUGGUAUAAUAUCUGGAAUGAGAAUGUUUGAUCACUUUGCACACUUAGCAGGAGCAAUUUUUGGAAUAUUAUAUAGUAAAUACGGACCAGAAGCAUACAAUAUUAUUUUAAAUAUUUUAAGACAACUAUAA